AUGGCUCCGUUCUUCUUCUCCACCCCCGUCGACAUCGACAUCGUCCUGGAAGAUAGCGAUGAGCGGCAGACCGUCGAUGUCAAGCUCGACAAGGGCCGUCGAGAGAAGUGCCCCCUUUACUUGGAUGGAGAGUCGGUCAAGGGCGCGGUGACCGUUCGCCCCAAGGAUGGGAAGCGGUUAGAGCACACGGGGAUCAAGGUGCAAUUCAUCGGGUCGAUUGAGAUGUUCUACGACCGCGGUAAUCACUACGAAUUCCUCUCCCUUGUGCAGGAGCUCGCCGCUCCUGGAGAACUGCAACACCCGCAGACUUUCCCUUUCAAUUUUAAGAAUGUCGAGAAACAGUACGAGUCCUACAAUGGUAUCAACGUGAAGCUGCGAUACUUCGUGCGGGUCACGGUCUCGCGGCGCAUGGCAGAUGUCAUCCGGGAAAAGGACAUUUGGGUCUAUUCGUAUCGCAUGCCGCCCGAGACCAACAGCCCAAUCAAGAUGGAUGUCGGAAUCGAGGACUGCCUGCACAUUGAAUUCGAGUAUUCGAAGUCGAAAUACCACCUCAAGGACGUCAUUGUCGGUCGAAUAUAUUUUCUGCUGGUGCGGCUGAAGAUCAAACACAUGGAGCUGUCCAUCAUCCGACGGGAAACGACAGGCGUGGCCCCCAACCAGUAUAACGAAAGUGAAACAUUGGUGAGAUUUGAGAUUAUGGACGGGUCUCCGUCGCGAGGUGAAACGAUUCCUAUUCGGCUGUUCCUCGGUGGAUUCGAUCUAACCCCGACCUUCCGCGACGUGAACAAAAAGUACUCGACGCGAUACUACCUCAGCCUAGUGCUGAUCGACGAAGAUGCCCGUCGCUAUUUCAAGCAAUCUGAGAUCGUCCUAUAUCGUCAGGCACCCGAGAUCGCAGCAACACCUCAGGUUGCCCAACAGCAGCAAAUCCAGCAACAACAAACCCAGCAAGGCGCAGUGGGGGCUAAGAACUCUCAGCAUCAUCAAGCGCAACAGCAAGCCGUGGCUGCUGGUCCUGCAUAA
Messenger RNA from Rasamsonia emersonii CBS 393.64, 1023 nucleotides. Its product is annotated as Vacuolar protein sorting-associated protein 26. Gene Ontology annotation, cellular component: endosome; retromer complex. The transcript has 5 exons. NCBI's taxonomy places the organism in Eukaryota, Fungi, Ascomycota, Eurotiomycetes, Eurotiales, Trichocomaceae. The record is from RefSeq and is a predicted model, not a curated record. Gene Ontology annotation, biological process: intracellular protein transport; retrograde transport, endosome to Golgi. Bases 1 to 1023 code for a protein of 340 amino acids.